AAAAAAAAUAAUUUAACGUCAAACGUCAGCGUGCGUGGCCAUAAAGGUCAUAAUGGGUUAUCAGUGGUGAUAAAAUUUUAGAUAUUUGCUCAAAUAAAAACAUAUUUUUCAUUGUCAUUCAAAGGUUUCUUACUGUGUAAAAAAAUAAAAUGAGUACUAAAUUACUACAGUCUUGUUUUUAUGACGUUGGACGAAGAUUUAAUAAAUUAUCAGCAAAAAUAUUGACGGAUCACGCAAAGAAGAUACACGCUGAAAUCUACUCUAACCAUUUUUCAGUAAGAUCUUUGCACAAAACAGCAAUAAUGUCUAGCAAACUUUUAACUGGUAACCUUUGGGAUACGGACCCUGAGCUGUUCGACAUCAUCAAGAAGGAGAAGCAGAGGCAAGAAGCGGGGCUCGAGAUGAUUGCAUCGGAGAACUUCACUUCUGUUCCCGUGCUACAAUGUCUCAGCUCCUGCCUGCACAACAAGUAUUCCGAGGGCAUGCCACACCAAAGGUACUAUGGAGGCAAUGAAUUCAUAGAUGAAAUAGAAAUUCUGGCUCAGCAACGGUCUCUACAAGCAUACAGGCUAAAGCCCGAAGAAUGGGGUGUUAAUGUUCAGCCUUACUCAGGUUCACCAGCAAACUUCGCCGUGUACACGGGCGUGGUGGAGCCCCAUGGCAGGAUCAUGGGUCUGGACCUGCCCGACGGUGGACAUCUCACCCACGGUUUCUUCACCCCCACCAAGAAGAUUUCAGCUACCUCCAUCUUCUUUGAAAGCAUGCCCUAUAAGGUGGACCCAAAAACUGGCCUUAUAGACUAUGACAAGCUAGCAGAGACGGCGCGUCUAUUCAAACCGCGUCUGAUCAUCGCGGGUAUCAGCUGUUACUCUCGCUGCUUGGACUACAAGCGCUUCAGGCAGAUUGCUGAUGAAAACGGAGCAUACCUGAUGGCCGAUAUGGCGCACAUUUCUGGACUCGUUGCUGCUGGUGUCAUCCCGAGCCCAUUCGAAUAUUGUGACAUAGUGACGACAACCACGCACAAAACUCUCCGCGGUCCGCGCGCUGGCGUCAUCUUCUUCCGCAAGGGAGUGCGCUCAGUGAAGGCCAACGGUGACAAAGUGAUGUUCGACUUCGAGGGCCGCAUCAACCAAGCGGUGUUCCCUGGUCUGCAAGGCGGGCCUCACAACCAUGCCAUCGCUGCCAUCGCCACUGCCAUGAAGCAAGCUACUUCGCCUGAGUUUGUGGAAUACCAAAAACAGGUGAUCAAGAAUGCUCAACGAUUAUGCCAAGGCCUGAAGUCUCGCGGCUACGACAUCGCCACCGGUGGUACAGACGUGCAUCUAGCGUUGGUAGACAUGCGUAACGCAGGACUCACAGGUGCGAGGGCUGAACGCAUUCUCGAGUUGGUCAGCAUCGCUUGCAACAAGAACACCGUGCCGGGAGACAAGAGUGCGCUUAACCCUAGCGGAAUUAGGCUUGGUACUCCUGCCCUGACGACGAGAGGAAUGAAAGAAACCGACAUUGACGAAGUCGUGAACUAUAUUGACAAGGCGCUCAAGCUCGCACAAGAGGUCACAAAAGUGUCAGGCCCGAAAAUCGUGGACUUCAACCGAGUUAUCGAAGAGAAUUCUGAAUUCAAAACCAAAGUUGCUAAACUGAAAGAAGAAGUCGAAACCUACAGUAGCAAAUUCCCGCUGCCUGGUAUGGCAACAAUCUAAUACAAUGCUGUUUUUGACGUAAUCUUUCUCAUUUGUCUAAGAGGCCAUUCCAAUUAUGUUCCUUUUUUAACACGCUUUUAUUAAGUAAAUGUAAUCAUAAAGUGCCUUUACUGUAUUUUGAAUACGGACUUUUAUUAUAAGCAUAUUGAUAUAGCUGUUAUAAGAAUCUCUUACAUUAAAAUUGACUUAUUGAA
Molecule: messenger RNA, 1894 nt
Organism: Pectinophora gossypiella (pink bollworm)
Lineage: Eukaryota; Metazoa; Arthropoda; Insecta; Lepidoptera; Gelechiidae
Gene: Shmt
Product: serine hydroxymethyltransferase
Exons: 8
Coding region: 150-1700 (516 amino acids)
Biological process (GO): protein homotetramerization; L-serine catabolic process; tetrahydrofolate interconversion
Cellular component (GO): cytosol; cytoplasm; nucleus
Molecular function (GO): protein homodimerization activity; mRNA regulatory element binding translation repressor activity; pyridoxal phosphate binding
Source: RefSeq, a predicted model, not a curated record